Molecule: messenger RNA, 1345 nt
Organism: Cryptotermes secundus
Lineage: Eukaryota; Metazoa; Arthropoda; Insecta; Blattodea; Kalotermitidae
Product: E3 ubiquitin-protein ligase MARCH5
Exons: 7
Coding region: 138-1061 (307 amino acids)
Molecular function (GO): zinc ion binding
Source: RefSeq, a predicted model, not a curated record
CGUGUUGUCUUCGUAAUCGUCAUUGCCAUACCGUUACAGAUUCGUGAAAAAUGAAAUAGUGGAACUGCUCUUGUGUCUAAAGGUGAUAGAGCUCUUUCGGAUUUGUUUCUGAUUUGCCUUAAUAAUGCAUAUUUGAAAUGGCAGAUGAAGAUAUAGAAAACACGACCGAAACAACAAACGGUGGCAGCAAUCACGUUGAAGAAGAAGAUAAACGAUAUUGUUGGGUUUGUUUUGCCACUGAUGAAGAUGAUACAACAGUUCCUUGGGUGCAGCCCUGUAAUUGUCGAGGAACCACAAAGUGGGUACAUCAAGCUUGCAUUCAGCGUUGGGUGGAUGAAAAACAGAAAGGAAACCCAUCAGGGAAAGUGUCAUGCCCACAGUGUAACACGCAGUAUAUCAUUGUGUUCCCUCAUAUGGGGCCGGUGAUUGUCAUGUUGGAUGCUGUGGACAAUGUAAUAUAUAAGGUGUGUCCAUUUGUUGCUGCUGGUAUUGUUGUCGGAUCCAUAUACUGGACUGCUGUCACUUAUGGUGCUGUUACUGUGAUGCAGGUUGUUGGCCACAAGGAAGGUUUGUCAGUGAUGGAACAAGCAGACCCAUUAGUUCUUCUGGUUGGAUUACCCACAAUCCCCAUUAUGUUAAUUCUUGGUAAAAUGGUUCGCUGGGAAGAUAGUGUUCUUGCAUUUUUAAGACGCAACUCGAAGAAAGUGCCAUUCCUCAAAUAUCUAUUCCCAUCAUGUGGAGAGGAGCGAAGAACCAGUAUGGAUUUGCCACCUCUGUCAGAUCCUGUUUCAGCUACCCGAAUUUUAUGCAGUGCGCUUCUGUUACCUACAGUGGCAACUUUGUGUGGCAAGUUAUUCUUUGAUUCUGUACCUUCCAAUCUCCAGAGAACAGUACUUGGUGGAGUUGCAUUCAUCACCAUCAAAGGGGCUUUGAAAAUCUAUCACAAACAGCAGCAGUAUGUUCGUCAGUGUCAGAGAAGGAUUCUUGAUUUUACAGACUCAAAUGUUGAUGCUUUUGUUAAUAAUGGUGAUGGUGUUCAGCCUGGUUCAUCUGGCCAGUGAUCUUCGCUAUUCCGAUUUCUGCGACAAACAGUCCUUCCCAUAUUGUAUAUGUAUACCUUCAAGUGUAUUGAAAUGGAUACAUGUAUAUAAUAAUCCCUCUUUAUUAACAGUUUCUUCUUGUAGUUCUAACAGAAGUUUGCAGGGCAAAUAAAUCAGUCAGAAUAUGCCAUGGCUUAGAACUCAAAACCCUUGUGUAAAUACAGGGUAGGGCGCAGAAACUUCCUUUUUUUGAAGGCGAAUAAAAGAAAAAUUAUUGCUGAUAGACAGAAUUUAUGUUUAGCUAA